CUAUAUAUGUUGGAAAAAACUAUCUCAUGAUGAUAUGUUACUUUUCCACUUGGAUUGUGGAAGUGGAACGAACGCCUUCAUAGUGGAAGUAUAACUAAUUUCAUUUGUUAAUCCCACUAGAUAAAUAUUUGGGGUGAUAUUUUCGAAAGUAUGAUCUCUUUCUCUCAUAACAUGGCUCUAUUCAUUUAAUUAGCAUCUCAGUUUCUUAUAUGGAGGAAACAAUCAGAAAAGCUUGGAUACAAUGGUGAAAGCUACUCGCAGUCUUACUAUUAGGAAACCGAAUGAAAGUAUGAGGCAUAUUGUGUUACUUUUUGUUGGAGGAUUUUUUGGCUUAAUUAUAGGAUUAUCACUUCCACCACUGUCAAUAACAAAGCUGAAUCUACCAUACGGCCUGCUUCAUCUCUCUUGUAUACAGGAAAAAUAUAUAGAUAGCAGCAUCACAUCCCAAGAUCAGUUUCCAAGUGAUGCAACAAAGAUUUGGGUUCCAACAAAUCCAAGAGGUGCAGAAAGAUUACCUCCUGGGAUAGUAAAUGCAGAAUCAGACUUAUUUUUGCGCAGAUUAUGGGGUCUUCCCAGUGAGGAUUUAACCUUUAAGCCAAAGUACCUUGUGACUUUCACUGUUGGGUACGAGCAGAAAAAGAAUAUCGAUGCAGCUGUGAAAAAGUUUUCAAAGGAUUUCACAAUCCUUCUGUUUCAUUAUGAUGGCCGAACAACGGAAUGGGAUGAAUUUGAGUGGUCAAAACAGGCCAUUCAUGUCAGUGUUCACAAACAAACCAAAUGGUGGUAUGCCAAGAGGUUUCUACAUCCAGACAUUGUGGUACCAUAUGACUAUAUUUUCAUGUGGGAUGAAGACCUGGGGGUUGAGAAUUUCAAUGCUGAAGAAUACCUAAAACUGGUGAGAAAGCAUGGCUUGGAGAUAUCACAACCUGCCUUGGAACCUAGUAAAAGUACCAAAGCGGUGUGUUGGAAUAUGACAAGGAGAAGAGAGCAUAGUGAAGUUCACAAAGAAGCAGUGGAACCAGGAAAGUGUAAGUACCCUCUUCUGCCUCCUUGUGCAGCGUUUGUUGAGAUAAUGGCUCCAGUGUUUUCACGAAAUGCAUGGCGCUGUGUGUGGCAUAUGAUUCAGAAUGAAUUUGUCCAUGGAUGGGGUCUUGAUUUUGCCUUUAGAAAAUGUGUUGAGCCUGCCCAUGAGAAGAUUGGAGUUGUUGAUGCUCAGUGGAUUGUGCACCAAGGUAUUCCCUCACUAGGGAAUCAGGGAGAAGCACAAACAACUGGAAAACCGGCAUGGCGAGCGGUGAAGGAGAGGUGUGGCAUGGAGUGGAGGAUGUUCCAGGGUAGGUUGACUAACGCCGAAAAGGGAUAUUACAAAUCCAAGGGAAUUGAUUUUUCUAAUUUGCUCGUUCAUAAUUAGGGGACAGCACCAAAUUCUUACACAUACAUCGCCAGCGUUGUUUAUGUUUUCGAGAUGAUUAUUUUGACAUAUGAUUGCUUUAUUAAUCUUGUAAGAUAAAGUUUGGAUAAAUUAUUCAAUAAACAGAAGAAGAAAAAAACAAUUAAGAUAAA
This is a messenger RNA of Glycine soja, 1563 nucleotides long. RefSeq lists its product as uncharacterized. The transcript has 15 exons. Bases 242 to 1411 code for a protein of 389 amino acids. The record is from RefSeq and is a predicted model, not a curated record. Lineage: Eukaryota; Viridiplantae; Streptophyta; Magnoliopsida; Fabales; Fabaceae.